AUGGAUAAGUUGAAACAGAGAGAAGUUACUAUCGUGUACAGGAAGCAUUGUCCAUUCAGUCAAGCUGCACUUGACACACUUGACUUUCUAAAAUUAAAUUAUAAUCCAGUAGAAGAAAAAUCUGAUCCAGAACUUGUUCAGCAUGUUAGGGAAAAAUAUCACAGAACAUUUCCAGCAAUAUUUGUUAAUGGAAGGCUGCUGGGUGGUUAUGAUGAUUUACAAAUGAGCAUUAAGAGUGGACGGUUAAACAAACUUUUGAAUAGAAAACAAGAUGAUAUUAAAAUUUGA
Vairimorpha ceranae is the source of this 288-nucleotide messenger RNA. RefSeq names its product glutaredoxin 3. The coding region runs from base 1 to 288 and encodes 95 amino acids. The transcript has a single exon. The record is from RefSeq and is a predicted model, not a curated record. Lineage: Eukaryota; Fungi; Microsporidia; Nosematidae.